Diachasmimorpha longicaudata is the source of this 2034-nucleotide messenger RNA. RefSeq lists its product as uncharacterized. The transcript has 3 exons. NCBI's taxonomy places the organism in Eukaryota, Metazoa, Arthropoda, Insecta, Hymenoptera, Braconidae. Bases 152 to 1210 code for a protein of 352 amino acids. The record is from RefSeq and is a predicted model, not a curated record.
AACAUGCGGUCACUAUUAAACCGGUAAAAUUAGUAUAAACAAUAUUCCGAGCAUUUAGAAGAUACAAACAAGAACUAAGAAUAAUGUAUAUAUUGUAAUUUUUAAGGCACCACAUGACUGUUGAGUGUGCCCACCUGACACACGAUAAAAGAUGGAUGAGUACUGUCCAUUGUGUCGUAAGAUGGGCAACUACAAAAAGAUAAGGGCUAUACAGGUGAAUCACGAUGAGGCAGUUUGGCUGUGUGAAGAGGAAAAGUGUCCCUGGCCCUUCGGCUACGAGGAGUUCAAGUUCAUUCCCCGAAGGAUAGAAGAAUUAUCGAAAGCGAGCUGUUCAAGGAGUGAACUCGGUAAGAAUAAGGAAACUACAUUCAUCUCUACUCAACUGGGUGUUUACACACCCCCUGUAACUCCCAGCAACGAGGGUUCCUCAAAAGACAGUGGAAAAAUCGAUAAUUUGGGGGUGACGACCCCAAGUACUAUGACUUUCCCUGUCACCGGUAAAAUCAGCCCGACAUACAGAUCUAGGGCAGUCGUCACCCACCAUAGAAUCAAAGAGGAGAGCCCGCAAGGGUCCCACGAAAAAUUAUCAGAGCCAGUCUCAAGUAUCUUUGACAUCGAUAGUUCAGUACCAGUUGGGAAAUUUGGAAUCACGGUGAUGCAACAGCCUUCCAUUUGUGAUAGUAACAAAGUGCAACAUGAUUUUAAGUCUAAACUCGUCAAAAGAAAAAUGACAAAGGUCCCUCAGAUCAGAUCUAUUGAGACAAUUCCGAGUAAUUUAAUUAAGAUCGAGGUGAAAGAGGAUUUGUCAACUAAUUUAAUAGUUUCAAACGUUCCAAUUAGUUCUUCAAAAGAUAAUUAUGCAAGCCCUGGGUGCGCAACAAGUACUCCCCAAGGGCCUCCACCGUCAAAGACUCUUGAUUUAGAAAAUAUUAAUUCAAUGCCUGAAGUACCAAAGAGGAUUCUCAAACUUUCCGAUGAUAAAAUUGAAGAGAAAUCUGCUCUUGAGGAAUUCUCUCAUCAAAUGUUAGGUGAUAAUCUCGAGCAAUCGAAUGACUAUUUAAAAAUGAUGAACUUUGAGGGGGGAAAUGAGGCUAUGGAUAACUCAGGUCAAGUGGGUCUUAGUGGAAUUUUCGAGGAACUGCUGGUGGGAAAUUUGCAAAAUGUGACUCAGGAAAUUGAUGAUGACUGGUUGAAGUCCAUGCUGGUAUAGACGUUGUUAGAGUAAUGCAGAGAAGGAUGGAACACGUUCCCCAAUACUGAUCCAUUGAGGCUAUCCCCAAUCAAGAUUCAGACUAGUCCAUAGAAAGGUAAUUACGAAGCCUCUGAGUGUGUAAUGAAAACUCCCCAAGGGUCUGCGCUACCAGGACUUACUUUCUGCACAAUAUUGAUGAAAAACACUUCAACACUUGUUGAACUUGGGGACAAAAUAUUAGGGGAUAGCCUCUUGGAAUCAAAUGAUUAAUUAGAAAUGACGAAAUUGGAGGGAAACAGUGAUGCCAUGGAUUGCUCUGGUCAAAGGGGUCUCGCCAAAUUUUUCAGGGAGUUGGUGCUGGACAAUUAGCAGAAUGUGAUUUAGGAAAUUGAUGCUAACAGACUCAAGACACUGCAGGAAUACACUCACUCAGGGAUAGCAACGGGAAGUACUUCUACUUGUUCGUUAGGUUUUCGUUUCAGUGAAUUGUAUUUUUAAUGGAGACUUUAGCAAUUCAGGUGUACAAAAAUGAAGCUCACACACUUAGGCUGUUUAGUGAUUACGAAUAAUCUAAGGAUUUUUGUACGCUAUAUUUUUGCAAGGGCAAUGAUCCAAUGAGCAUGCGAAUGUUGACUGCAGUAUUCAAAUCUUCACAUGUUUUACUCAUUAACUUCAUUUCCGUUUAGAUGACAUAUUGACAUUAAUAUUUUUAAUCAAUUACAUAGGAUUGAGGGUAACAUUGAAGUCUUGUGAAUAGAUUAUCAAUUUAGCAAAUAUUUUGGUUUUGACGUUAAUAGGUGAAACGUGUGAGAUGAGUGUAAAUAAAUAUUGUUAUGAGUUAA